Messenger RNA from Cydia fagiglandana, 1080 nucleotides. RefSeq lists its product as uncharacterized. The transcript is spliced from 2 exons. NCBI's taxonomy places the organism in Eukaryota, Metazoa, Arthropoda, Insecta, Lepidoptera, Tortricidae. The record is from RefSeq and is a predicted model, not a curated record. The coding region runs from base 1 to 996 and encodes 331 amino acids.
AUGUACAUCCCACGGAAGUGUGGAGGCCGAGGCUUCCUAAACGCCAAGGAUCUCCACAACCGCGAGGUGUACAAUCUCAGGAACUAUUUCCUUAACAACGAGUGUGGGAUGCAUCGUGAUGUGGUGGCAGUAGAUAGGAACCUCACGCCGCUUUCCUUGGCAAACGAGAACUGGCGCAAACCUGUGGUACUAAGUACUGCGGAUCGCAAGGCGGCAUGGGAGAGUAAGGUGCUACACGGGCGGUUCUACAAGGCCCUCACGGGACCCGAUGUGGACCUGCUCGCGUCGGUGAACUGGUUACGAUUCGGGGACCUCUUCGGAGAAACCGAGGGUUUUGCCUGUGCAAUUGCAGACGAAGUGAUGAUGACGAACAACUAUCGGAAAUAUAUCCUGAAGGACGGUACGGUCGACAUUUGUCGGGCAUGCCGCCGUCCCGGAGAGUCACUCAGGCAUAUCAUUUCCGGCUGUUCUCAUCUUGCUAACGGCGAGUAUUUGCACAGACAUAAUCUCGUAGCCAGGAUUAUUCACCAGCAACUUGCUCUUUUAUAUGGCCUUGUGGACCGCGAAGUACCGUAUUACAAGUACUCACCUGCGCCUGUUCUCGAGAAUGGUCGUGCCACGCUCUAUUGGGAUCGAUCUAUCAUCACUGACAGGACUAUUGUAGCCAAUAAGCCUGAUAUUGUGAUAAUAGAUCGAUCGCAACGUCGGGCCGUGCUCGUUGACAUCACCAUCCCCCAUGAUGAGAAUCUCGUGAAGGCCGAGAAGGACAAGUCCAGUAAAUACCUAGACUUGGCUCACGAGAUAACCGCCAUGUGGGAUGUUGAUUCGACGAUCAUUGUCCCGAUAGUCGUUUCAGUGAACGGUUUGAUAGCGAAGAGUCUCGACCAACAUCUCGAGAAACUCUCGCUAGGUGGUUGGAUCAAGGGACAGAUGCAGAAGGCGGUGAUCUUGGACACGGCGCGGAUAGUACGCCGGUUCCUCUCUCUGCGGCCCUGACCACCGGUAGCUUGGGCCUUGCCCCGCUGCUGGCGGCACCCUAGGUUAGGUUUUUUAUAAUGUGUUUAUAUGCAUUUUUUUAUU